This is a messenger RNA of Drosophila bipectinata, 4920 nucleotides long. RefSeq names its product Death-associated APAF1-related killer (gene Dark). Gene Ontology annotation, molecular function: protein binding; ADP binding. Lineage: Eukaryota; Metazoa; Arthropoda; Insecta; Diptera; Drosophilidae. The record is from RefSeq and is a predicted model, not a curated record.
UGUUUGUUGUCUGUUUUUCGCCAGCUUGCAUGUGCAAUUAAUUUAUUUUUUUAAUUAUUCCCGUAGCUUUGCUUAGUGGGCGUGACAGCCAAAACCAUGUGAGCACAAAGAAAGUGACACAAGUGUCUAGCCGCAGCAUCAACUAAUUUAAGAUAAAGUGCAAUAUUUACACAUAUACGUAUUUUUUAAAAUAUAAGUGCGACGAUUUCGUUAUAAAUAAACUAAACUGCCAAAUAAAGAUAAUUAUGGCGGUCCUACAGCACGGAUAUAAGGACAUCAUGUUUGUCUACUUGGAGGCAUUCAAAAAGGAUUUCGAUUGCAAGGAUGUCCAGGAUUCCCUUCACAGUAUUUUGUCAAAGGAAGAAAUCGAGAGAAUCAUCAAAAGCAAGGAUGCCGAGAGGGCAACGUAUCGACUCUUUUGGUCCUUGCUCGCCAAGCCCGAGUCGCUGGUGAAGGACUUCGUCGAGGAGGUUUUGAAUCCGAAAGAUCAGCCAAACUACGAAUUCCUGACAGCUGCCCUACAGGCUGAAUACCAGCGACCUAGCAUAAUAACCAAAAUGUACAUCGAGCAGCGGGAUCGCCUCUAUAACGAUAACCAAGUCUUCGCCCAGUACAAUGUCAACCGUCUGCAGCCGUAUCUGAUGUUGAUGAACGCUCUGCUUAUGCUCAGGCCUGCCAAAAAUGUGGUUAUAGAUGGUGCACUGGGUUCCGGAAAACAGUGGCUAGCUCUGGACGUUUGUUCUUCGUUCAAUGUUCAGCACGCCAUGGACUUUAAAAUCUUUUGGCUGAACAUGAAGAACUGCACCAGUCCCGAGUCUAUUCUGGAAAUGCUACAGACCCUGCAGCAUCAGAUAGACCCCAAUUAUUCACCGCGUAGUGAUCCGCCCAGCAAUAUCAAGCAACGGAUUCUGAGCACCCAAGAGGAACUGAGACGCCUGCUGAAGAGCAAGCCCUACGAGAACUGUCUUCUGGUCCUUCGGAAUGUCCAAAGCGAGAAGGCUUGGAGUGCCUUUAACCUGAGCUGCAAAAUCCUUCUGACGACGAGAUUCAAGCAGGUCACUCAGUUUCUAUCGCCGGCUACCACAACUCACAUUUCCUUGGACGAUCAUUCGCUGAUGCUGACACCAGAUGAAGUGAAAGCCUUGUUCCUCAAGUACAUUCACUGUAGUCCGCAGGACUUGCCAAGGGAAGUGCCUACGAAGAAUCCGCGAAAACUAAGCCUGAUUGCCGAGAGCAUCAAGGAUGGUCUGGCCACUUGGGAAAACUGGAAACAUGUUAAUUGUGACAAGCUGGCGACCAUCAUCGAGGGGGCGCUUAAAGUUCUUGAGCCGCUCGGCUACCGGAAGUUGUUUGAUAGACUGUCCAUAUUCCCUCCCUCCGCCCACAUACCCAUCAAUCUCCUAUCUCUGAUUUGGUUCGACGACAAAUCCAGUAGCGAAGAUGCGAUGGUAGUGGUGAAUAGGCUUCACAAAUACUCUCUAGUGGAGAAACAUCCUGAAGAGUCGACCAUUAGUAUACCCGCAAUAUACUUGGAGUUAAAAGUGGAUGGUGACGAUCAUGCCGCGUUGCAUCAAAGGAUUGUUGAUCACUACAACAUCACAAAGGCAUUCGACCAUGACGACUUGAUUCUGACCUCCCUGGAUAGAUAUUUCUAUAGCCACAUUGGGCAUCAUCUUAUGGCUAUUGAGCCAACCGAAAAGGUGGCUCUGUUUCGAAAGGUUUUCCUCGAUUUUCGCUUUCUGGAGCAAAAGAUUCGACAUGAUACGACGGCUUGGAAUGCCUGUGGAUCUAUUCUAGAUACCCUGCACCAGUUGAAAUUCUACAUGAAGCACAUUUGCGAUAAUGAUCCUCAUUUCGAAAGAUUGGUAAAUGCCAUAUUAGAUUUUCUGCCAAAGAUAGAAGAGAAUCUUAUUCGUUCCAAGUUCACGGAUCUCCUGAGAAUUAGCCUAAUGGACCAAGAUGAAACCAUUUUCGGAGAGGCAUGUCGGCAGGUUCAACAGUUCAAGGACCGCGUUUGGUUUUUAGACCAUGGUCGGUUUCAUCAGCGUCGGCAGAUCAUCAAUUUGGGCAACAAGGAAGUGCGCCUGGUUCUGUAUUUGAACGACGAUUUCUGCCUUAUGGCGUUGGCUGGUCAGGAGCUUCUCCUCACCGAUGUGUCGCUGGAAGCAGAGGACACCUACCUCCUUAAGGACGAAAACGACAGCAGUGAAACUCUAAGGAUGGAAGUUUUUAACAACCAGAAGCACUUGAUCACUCUGCAUAGCAACGGCAGCGUCAAGCUCUGGACACUAUGGCCCGAAUGUUCGGGUCGACGCCACAGUGCCGGCAGUCGACAAAGAGUGCGGCCCCCUGGCUCGGCUCACCUCCGCAAGCCCACCGAGACUCGCGGCCCCAAACAGCUGGUAAACAGUGCAGUGAAACGCCUGAUUGUCAGUCAUUUCGACCAAAAAAUCACAGCAUUUUAUUUAAACGAGGAUUCACUGUCUGGUAACAAGACGCAGCUUCAUGUGGCCUUCAGCAACGGAGAUGUGAACAUUCUAGAGUGGAAUGAGAUCGAUCAGGUCUUUAAAAAAACACAAACGCCGACUCUAAACACAAAUCAGCUGGAAAUACGAUCCAUUGUUCAGGUUCUUAAACGAUACUAUGUGGUAGUCACCGAAGAUUCGACGCUAACUGUCUGGGAUCUGUUCAAUAGCUUCGGUGACAAGCCGGAUCUACCAGGCUUCGAUGUUCGAAAUGACACCCUGUUGGCCAUGGAGGCCUAUGACGAGAGAAAUGAAAAUGCCACCGUCUUGCUAAUCUUUAAACACACUGUUUGGCGGCUGAAGUUUAUACCGGGACGCCUGGUAGUUUUAGAUCAGGAAGCCGUGGAGCUUUCAGAAGGAAACUACAUCACCUGUGGCAAACGUUCGGCGGACGGCAACUACCUUUUGCUGGGUACCAUUGAGGGUUUAAUUGUGUACAAGUUCGAUAGCGAUGAUCCGGUUCUCCGGAGCAAUGUCAGCGAGCAAAUAGAAUGCGUGGAUAUUUAUGAACUGGAUGAUCCGGCGUUCAAGUACAUUGUUUUGUGCGGAGCCAAGGGCAAGCAGGUUCUUCACGUUCACACCUUGCGCGCCGACCCACACAAUAGGAGAGGAAUCGUCUGGGUGCAUAGCGCAGACGAGGCCAGUGUAAAGACCAGCGCCCGCUUAGAACCGAACAUCUACCUCCGAUCGCUGAUGGACAUGACGAACGAAAGAUCUCAGCUUCUGGUGGUCGACUCGAAAGAGAGAAUCCACCAGAUCGAAACAGCUUCCGAUCCAAAUGCCCGUCGCAGAUCGAGCAUUUCGACGUGGUCCACAAUUACCCCAACCCACGGGGCCUCCAAAAUGAGGAUUACUGCCAUAUCUUCCCACGACCAUGAGCAUAUUUUCGCUGGCUACGCGGAUGGCGUGAUAAUCGAUGUCAACCGGGAUGAAGUACUGCCACAGGAGUUUAUAACUGAACCCAUUGACUACCUCAAGCAAGUUAGCUCCAACGUGCUGGUGGCUUCGUCCCACGAUGCUCAGAAGACUGUGAUAUUCCAGCUGAAGGAAGCGGAUAACGAGCAAUGGCCCCUCUAUUUAAAUAUAGGAACUAAGUACGCAUGUCUAGUUGGAGGUCCUUUUCUUGUAUUGUUCUCCGACCACGGGGUGUCUCAUGUGGACUUGACCAACCCUUCAGCCUUCGUUAGACCCGAGGAAUCCGACGAUUUCUUGGUUGGCUUUGAUUUAAAGAAUGGUCUUCUCUUUCUUGCUUACGGAAACAAUUACAUCGAGGUGUUCCGGUUAGUCUUCAGUGAUUCUCACCUGUCGUACAAACUGAUUUGUGAGGAAAAGAUCGUACAAAGGGAUAAGAUCACCUACUUAGCGGCCAGCGAGGAUGGAACUAUGUUUGGCGUGGGAUUUAGGAAUGGGAUUAUAGAGCUUUUCUCACUGGAUGACAGACAAAUAACUCUGAUCAAUAGUAUUCAGGAGGUCCAUGAGCGUCCUAUCCGCCAGUUGCGAUUCUCGCCCUGCAAGCUACUGCUGAUCAGCUGCGCCGAACAGUUGUGCUUCUGGAAUGUGACCCAUAUGCGCAACAACCAAGGAGAGCAGCGCCAAAAACCGAGCCGCAGCCGCCGCAUCAAACUGCACAGUGUGGCCCAUGAAGACUCCGUGGAUGCGGCUCCGAUUGCUUCCGAUUCUGAUGCAGAGACGCCCAUGUUGCCGCGUCAGUCCUUGGCCGACAGCCAGAGGGAGGCGGAACUGUGGUUAAAUAAGCGGGGAAAUGCUGACCGGCCGGAGCUUCUAGCCUGCAUAAAGUUCGUUGGAGAUGAAGCCCGGCAGUUCUUUACCGACAGCACGUUCUCCAAGUUCUAUGUCAUCGACGACGAAGGUGUCUAUUAUCACCUGAUAUUGCUGGACCCAAGUAGACUACAGCUCCCGGAACAAAGUAUGGAGAAGAUUACCGAUCGUUCACUGGAUCAGAUUGGAGAUCUGCGAUAUGAGGAGUAUCUGCGAAUUGUUGAAAGCCCAACCGGGCAGACUGAAGACAGCGAGGGAGCCGAUGUCGUGGGUAGUUUAGUCCUGGACAAAAAUAGCACAAUAGAUGACAUUGAUUUGGAACCGCCAAACACGAUACUCGAGGAGCACACCUCAUGACGCCAGUGGUGCGCCUCUUUGGGGCGCACAAAUCUGGAUAGUGAACCCUACAACAUGGCAUUUAUAGGCUUACUUAUCUAUUACCUAGUGGUAUUGUUAUUCUACCUCCUGGGACCCGAUUUGUCCUAGGCAACUGUUCGUCUGUAUGUAUAGUAAUCAUCAAACAAAAAGUCAUAUCUCAGAGGGUGCGCGGGGGCGUUGUCCUGCCUUUUGUUGGCAACCCACCCACCCACUAUACCGCGAAAUAAACGACAUUUUA